CUCUCUCAAGAAAGUUGAAUCGAUGUAUAUCAAUUAUAAAAUUUUUUGCUACUUCAUUAAUUUGAAAUAUUGUGUAAAAUAAUUAGUUGUGAUGAGAUGGUAAAGGAAGGGAUACAGAAUAGAAAUCCAAACACUUUCUUAAAUCUUCAAACCUGGAAAGCUAAGAAGACUAGCUUGGGAGAGAGUUGAACCUCUUUGCUGGGCUAUAAAACUAUUUCCAUAUUCUCUUUGCCAUAAGCAUUAAUCCCACCAUAGAGAGAGAGAGAGAGAGAGAGAAUGGCUUCCAGAUCCAUGUUAGAGAAGCCUCAUGCAGUUUGUAUACCAUUCCCAGCUCAAGGCCACAUCAACCCCAUGCUAAAACUAGCCAAACUCCUCCAUUACAAAGGCUUCCAUAUAACCUUUGUGAACACAGAGUUCAACCACAAACGCCUCCUCAAAUCCCAAGGCCCUGACUCACUCAACGGCCUCCCCUCCUUCCGCUUUGAGACCAUACCUGACGGCCUCCAGGAAUCCGAUUCCGAAGCCACCCAAGACAUCCCCUCCCUCUGUGAGUCCACCUCCAAACACUGCUUAGCUCCCUUUAAAGACCUCAUCUCCAAACUCAAUGACAAUGUUGGAUUGAACGUCCCACCGGUCACUUGCAUAGUCUCUGACUCCUCCAUGUUCUUCACAUUCACCGCUGCUGAAGAACUAGGCAUCCCCCAUGUUUUUUUGUGGACAGCCAGUGCUUGUAGUUUCAUGGGUUACCUUCAAUACUGCAAUCUAAUCGACAAGGGUAUCAUACCACUCAAAGACCCGAGCUAUCUCACAAAUGGGUAUUUGGAUAUGGUUAUAGAUUGGAUACCUGGUAUGCAAGGUAUACGUCUUAAGGAUUUCCCAACCUUUAUUCGAUCCACUGACCAUAAUGAUGUCAUGCUGAAAUUUGUGUUGGAUGGAACUGAGAUCGCUCUUAAAGCUUCUGCAAUUAUUUAUAAUACAAUUGAGGAAUUGGAGCAUGAAGUUUUGGACGCACUUUCAUCCAUGUCCCCUCCAAUUUACACAAUUGGACCUUUACACUUACUUGCAAAUCAGAUCAAGGAUGAUAGUUUGAAGUCCAUGGGAUCAAAUCUGUGGAGAGAAGCACCUGAGUGCAUAGAAUGGCUCAACUCUAAAGAACCUAACUCUGUUGUUUAUGUGAACUAUGGAAGCAUAACUGUAAUGACAGCAAAUCAACUGGCUGAAUUUGCUUGGGGACUUGCUAAUAGCAACCAGACCUUUCUGUGGAUAAUAAGGCCUGAUCUUGUUGCCGGUGACUCAGCAGUUCUUCCACCGGAGUUUGUGACUGAGACCAAAGAAAGAGGCCUACUUGCAAGUUGGUGCCCACAAGAGCAAGUUAUCGCCCACCCGUCUAUCGGAGGUUUUUUAACUCACUGUGGGUGGAACUCCACUCUUGAAAGCAUUUCCAGUGGAGUGCCAAUGAUCUGUUGGCCAUUUUUUGGAGAUCAACAAACCAACUGUUGGUACUGCUGCACUAAGUGGGGAAUUGGGGUAGAGAUAGACAAUGAUGUUAAGAGAGAUGAAGUUGAGAAGCUUGUGAGAGAGUUGGUGGCUGGAAACAAGGGCAAGGAGAUGAAGAAAAGGGCCAUGGAAUGGAGGAAAAUGGCCGAAGAAGCCACUGCAAGUUCAUCUGCUUCAUCUUUUUUGAAUCUAGAGAAAAUGAUUAAGCAAGUGCUUCUCCCUCCAAGACAAUAGAGUAAUUGGAAUGAACCUAGUUUACAACUAUGUUUUGUCGAUCCCAUUUCAAUAUGUUGUGUUGUUUUGGGAUGGGUUGUUUAAGGGUUAUUGUUUGUUAUUGGCAUUGAAUUUAAAAAUAAAAGGGUAAAUUACACUUUGCACUAAAUUUCACUUUUGCCCCUACACAUAAAAUCAUGACAGUCAACCCCUACACUUCUGAUCCCUACACAUGAAAUUGUGACAGUCAAUCCCUUGUACUUUUAGUAAAAUCUCACUUUGGUCCCUACACAAGUGUCAAUGUCCGUUUUUUGUUACUCAAUUGUUUAAAUUUUUAACAAAAUCUAAUCAUGUGAUAAGAAUGUGACUACGACAUGAGAGUAAAAAAGGAAAAUCAUCUAUAUUUUCCACCAAUACACACUUUAUCCCAAAAUUACAUUAAAAUAUAACUGUAUUAGGCUAAAACAAAAUGCAGAUUGUGAACAAUUAAGAAGAUAAACUAAGGUUUUGCAUAAAUUGGAAUCACGAAACUCUAUUUUUCACAGUAACACAGUCUUUUGUCUAUUCAUCAUUCUUUUUCUUUGAUUUCUUUGUUGCAUUUUUUUUAUUUCAAAAGCUCUACUUGCCUUUUCGUACCAACUUUUACCAUACGAACAUAUUUACUGUAUUAUAUUUCUUUCAUGUGCUUAUCAUGUAGGACAAAGUGUAUUGGUAGGAAACAUGAAUGAUGUUCCUCUUUUAUCCUCAUUUUGUAGUCAGAUUUUUGUCACAUGACUGGGUUUUGUUAAAGAUUUAAAAAUGAAAUAAUAAAAGAGGAACAAUAACACUUGUGUAGGGACUAAAGUGAGAUUUGAGUAAAUGUGCAGGGGGUUGACUAUCACAAUUUCAUAUGUAGGGACUAAAGAGGGAUUUGACCAAAAGUGCAAGGGGUUUACUACUAUGAUUUCAUGUGUAGGGGCCAAAGUGAGAUUUGGUGCAAAGUACAAAGGUGCAAAGUGUAAUUUACCCAAAAUAAAAAAAUAAAAUGCUAUAUGCCACUGUUCAACUUAUCGAGUCGGAUUAUCAAUUCUCAAACUCUUUUAUCUUCAAAUCUUUGUCUGUUAUAAUUUUAAUCAUACAA
This is a messenger RNA of Camellia sinensis, 2830 nucleotides long. RefSeq names its product 7-deoxyloganetin glucosyltransferase. Gene Ontology annotation, molecular function: quercetin 3-O-glucosyltransferase activity; quercetin 7-O-glucosyltransferase activity. The record is from RefSeq and is a predicted model, not a curated record. Lineage: Eukaryota; Viridiplantae; Streptophyta; Magnoliopsida; Ericales; Theaceae.